AUGAGCCCAGCCUCUGUGACUCUGGCCAGUGCCCUGCAGAUCAGGGGAGAAGCUCUAUCUGAGGAGGAACUCUGGUCCCUCUUGUUCCUGGCUGCAGAGCAACUCCUAGAAGACCUUCAGGAUGAUUCCUCGGACUAUGUGGUUUGCCCCUGGUCGGCACUGCUCUCUGUGGCUGGAAGCCUUUCUUUCCAAGACCAUAUUUCUCACGUAGAGGCUGCUCCUUUCAAAGCCCCUGAACUGCUACAGGGACAAAACAAUGAUGAGCCUCCUGAUGUGUCUCAGAUGCACGUCUAUUCUUUAGGAAUGACCGUCUACUGGUCAGCGGGAUUUCAUGUUCCACCAAACCAGCCUCUGCAGCUCUGUGAGCCUCUGCACUCCAUUCUGCUAACCAUGUGUGAAGACCAGCCCUGCAAGCGGUUAUCGCUGCAGUCUGUUUUGGAAGCAUGUCAAAUUCAUCAGCAAGAAGUGACUAUAUACCCAGCACCUGCUACUCUCCACAUUAGACGGCUGGUUGGCUUGGUCCUGGGUACCAUCACCGAGGUGGAGAGGAGCAUUGUGGAUGAGAACACCCCUGUACAGCAGCAGGGCAGGAGCUACCUGCUCAGGAAGAGACUGCAGCAGGCUGUGACCCGUUGGUCUUCGCAUCCCAGAAGUGAGUGUGUUUCAGAGAGAAUCACAAAGAUCCAGAGCUCCAUGGAGCCCCAUUCCAGCACCUUGGUACACAGUCACUGCAGCCCCUUUGUUAACAGCACUCUUCCCACUGAGGUCCCCGAGGAACUUCAGGAGAGUCGUCAAUUCAGCUCUGGAUCUGCGUUCUCUGUGGCAGCAGAAAACUCACGAGCAGCCAUUCCUUUGGAAAAGGGUCUUCGGCAAAGAAAAGAAAAGUUUUCCAGGCCUGAAUUCAUCCGUCUGGCUAGAGAGGCCCCGGUGACCUUGCAUCUGCCUGGAUCAAUUUUGACCAAGAAAGGGAAAUGCUAUUUGGCUCUCAGGGACCUCCGUGUGGUCCUGCUGAGUGGGCAGUGUUUGGAGGUGAAGUGUGACAUUGAGUCAACAGCAGGUGCUAUCUUUAAUACCAUCAUGUCCUUUGCCAACCUUGGGGAGCUCACCUACUUUGGCUUGGCUUACCUGAAAGGUGAAGAGUUCUUUUUCCUGGACAAUGAAACCAGACUGUGCACGGUAGCCCCUGAAGGCUGGAGCAAGCACUCCCAGAGGAAAACUUCUGCAAGUGAUUUCACCCUCUUUCUGAGGAUCAAGUUCUUCAUUAGCCACUUUGGGCUGCUCCAGCAAAAGCAGACAAGACAUCAGUUUUAUCUUCAGCUCCGGAGAGACAUACUGGAGGAGAAGCUGUACUGCAAUGAUGAGACACUGCUGCGGCUGGGGGUCCUGGCCUUGCAGGCCGAGUUUGGCCAUUAUCCACAGGAGCAGGUCAAGGAGGGUAAAGCAUAUUUUCAAGUUGAAGAUUACAUUCCAGCAAGUUUUAUUGGGAGGAUGACAGCCCCCUGGGUGCAACUAGAAGUCUCAGAAAUGCAUUGUCUUGGUCCUGAACUCUGGGGAGAAGAUGCGGAGCUGGAGUUCCUGAGGGUCACUCAGCAGCUCCCGGAAUAUGGUGUGCUGGUUCACCGAGUUUUCCCAGAGAAGAUACGGCCAGAAAGAGAGAUGGCAUUGGGGAUCUGUGCCAAGGGUGUCAUAGUUUACGAAGUGAAAAACAACAUCAGAAUUGCAACUUUACGGUUUCAGUGGAGAGAAAUUGGGAAGAUUUCUACCUAUCGAAAAAAGUUCACUAUCACAAGCAGCAUCACUGGGAAAAAACACACAUUUGUCACCAAUUCAGCCAAGACCGGCCGAUACCUCCUGGGCCUAUGCUCUGCCCAGCAUGGGUUUAAUGCACAGAUAAGCUCUGGGCUGUCCUCCCGAGUCUUAACUGACUAUGAUAAGUUUGUGCAAAUGGCCAACUUGAAUUCUGCACAACAGGGCCAGGCCAAGCCUCUAAGUUCAAUUCCGAGAUUGUCGUGUUCAGAAAAACUGUUGUUUGUGCCUAAGCUGGAUGAGGCUACUGGAGACCUGCUGAGCACAUCCCUGGAUGACAUCAACAUGGAAACCAGCAAGGAGGCUGGCAGGGAAGGUAUCAGAGGCAGCCCCUCCAUUGGCCCUGAACAGCUAAAGAGCACCUGUAUGAUCCUGAAGCCAAGAAGUUCUGACCCUGUCUGUGGACUGCCUAUUCACAAUGGAUCACAAAAUAACAGAAUAAAGACUUUUGCAGUUGAUCCAGAUAGCGAACUUGUGUGUGUGACACUGAGACGUGACUCAUGUCUUGGUUUUGGUUUUGUCAUUAAUGGAGAAGAUGAUGCAGGCAAAGUUGACACUGGCAUCUUUAUAUCCUCUAUUAUACCAGGGGGGCCAGCAGAAAAAACUAACAAGAUCAAACCAGGAGGGCAGAUACUUGCUUUGAAUCACAUCAGUCUGGAGGGCUUCACAUUCAACAUGGCUGCUAGAAUGAUUCAGAAUUCUGACAACAUAGAACUAAUCAUUUCUCAGUCAAAAGGUAUUUGUGAAAAUACCCCAAGGGAGGAGAAGAAUGGCACAGCUAAUCCUCAGAUCUUCACUACUGAGAGCCUGAGCCAUGAGUACCAGGAAAGUUUUCCAUUCCAUACACAACACCAGGACAAAAUAAUUGAAAAACUAGAAAUGGCUCAGAGUCAGAACUUAAUGGCCAAGCUGAGGACUCAGCUUUCCCCUCUGCCAUUAAAGAAGAUAAAUUCCUCUUGUCCUUCAUCACCUUCAGAAACCAAAGUCAGCAAAAUCUACUUCGUGGAACUGAUUAAAGAAGAUGGGACACUUGGAUUCAGUGUAACUGGUGGCAUUAACACAAGUGUGCUCCAUGGAGGAAUCUAUGUAAAAUCCAUCAUUCCUGGGGGGCCAGCUGCCAAAGAAGGACAGAUCAUGAGGGGUGACCGGCUCUUGCAAGUGGAUGGAUUAAGUCUGUGUGGCCUCACCCACAAACAGGCUGUACAAUGCCUCAAGGGCUCUGGGAAGGUUGCAAGACUAGUCCUAGAGAGAAGAGGACCCAGCACUGCACAGCAGUGUCCUUCAGCUAAUGCCAGCAUGGGAGAUGGACGUGCUACUGUUUCCUUGGUAACAACCUUGUCGGGCAGAUCCACAAGCUGUGUCUCGGUGACAGAUGGUCAUAAGUUCGAAGUCAAACUGAAAAAGAAUGCCAGUGGUUUGGGAUUCAGUUUUGUGCAGACGGAAAGAGAGACCUGCAAUCACCUCAAGAACAAUCUUGUGAGGAUUAGGAGGCUCUUCCCUGGGCAGCCAGCUGAGGAGAAUGGGGCAAUUGCCGCUGGGGACAUCAUCCUGGCCGUGAAUGGGAAGCCCACGGAGGGCCUCGCUUUCCAGGAGGUGCUCCAUUUACUGCGGGGAGCCUCUCAAGAAGUCACGCUCCUCCUCUGCCGGCCCCCAUCAGGUGCACUGUCUGAGAUUGACGAUGGAUGGCAGACACCAGUAUUCCAGGAAUUAACCAGGUCAACAGACACUGACUUGGAGCUGAGCCCCAGCCUAGAUCAGGAAGGCAAUGUGAGAGAAGGUGCCUCACUAGAUACAGGGGAAGGCCUGUGUCUCAUGCCAGAGUCCUUCCAAAAGACCACCAGAGAGGCACACUGGGACCAAGAGACUCCCCUGGAGAGACCUUGGGUCUCUUACUCGACCUGUCCUGGAGAUCACCCUCCUUUAUGCAAAAACCAACAGGAAAUGGAUACAUCAACUCUGGCUACCUCUUUGGAAAAGGAGGUGAGGCAAAACUGCUAUUCAGUUUGUGAUAUCAGGAGACUUGAAAGGUAA
Orycteropus afer afer is the source of this 3837-nucleotide messenger RNA. RefSeq names its product FERM and PDZ domain containing 2 (gene FRMPD2). NCBI's taxonomy places the organism in Eukaryota, Metazoa, Chordata, Mammalia, Tubulidentata, Orycteropodidae. The record is from RefSeq and is a predicted model, not a curated record. Gene Ontology annotation, molecular function: protein binding. Gene Ontology annotation, cellular component: cytoskeleton.